CCCGCCAAAUGUCUGUCCUGGGUGAUGGGGUCCGUCAUUUUAUUAUACUGAACCAGACGCUGAGCUAUACGUUACAUCUAAAUAUUAAUUCAGUUUGUUUGUUUGUAAUGUAAGGCGUCUUUUUCAGUCAACAAACCAUCAGAUGAUCUUAAUCAGCUCCGUGUGGCAAAGUAUGUAGAGUGACAUCCUGUCAUAUAUCUCUGCAUCUACAAGCAUUCAAUGUAUAAACUAGGCUAGUGCUUGAAUUGCAAGUGGCAGACUGCACGAUGUUGGUCUACCUUAGCCUCUGGCAAGCGGUGAUGUGAAGGAAAAGGACAAAAAAGAGAGAGAUUCUUCUUUGGAAUGAGUCAUGGAUGUGUGAUGUCAAAAGGGAACAGACGUGUGUCAUUCUGCCCUCUCCAUGUCCUCAGAUGACCCAGGCCUUUACAUGAGAACUCAUGGCAGAGGCUGACGUCAGCUCGUAGUUUAUGGCAGACAACAACUGGUGUGUGUGCCUGCCUGCGUGCAUGCGUGCGUGUGUUUGCCAGCUGUGUGUGUACAUUUCUUUUUCAGUGGAAGUAUAUAAUGGCUCCACAGUAUGUUGGGUGUGGAUGUGUGUUUAUGUGUGUGUGUGUAUAUAUAUAGAUCAGACCGGUAGAGAACUUGUUUGUGUCUGUGAAUCUGGCAAAUGGCGUAUGUGAGAACUUGUCUAGGCAGUUCAGCUUUGGCAGCAUCCUACCAAGCAGGAAGUCUUUGGUGUUUCAAAGAAAUGUUUCGGCUUGAAAGUAUGGUAUUUGGUAAAGGGGAAAAACUCCUUAAUGCAAGUAAAUGAACCACCAUUGACUUUGUUGUGAAAAGGAGGAGAGGGUUUGAAAUCUUUGGUCCAAACUCAAGGAAUUCAUUCAUCUGCAUCUCAUUUGAAUUUCCUGCUUGCAUAAUUCACCGUUUACAUGUGUUCUGGAGGACUGUUGUGCAAUGGUGCCAUUUUUUUGCCAAAAUGUGCAAGUCAUGUGGCGCAAAUACAAACAAUGUGCUCCCCAAAGCCACAGAAUGAGAAUGCGCACACAAUAAGACCGCUCACCAGCCGCAGCUCAGGGAAAGCAGUUUGGUUCACAGCCACCUGCCUAUAAUGCUGCGUCACAGUCCUCCUAAUUAGAAGCUAACAUGCAUGGGAUUUUGGUGUUUGAAAGAAAACACAAAGGACACAUUCCAGUGCGAGAAUGCAGGAAAGGAACUAGUGCUGUCUGUUCUGUACAUUGGCCGAACAGAAAUCCUGAUGUGAGAAGUGUUAGAUGCACCUGAAGUGAAGUGCUGUUGCUUUCUCAUACUAAUUUAAGAUAAGCUCUGGCCAGGUUAUUGUUGGUUGGCUGGUCAAGGACAUAACUUUUGCCUCUUUUUCCAUAUGUCCGUUGCCUGUUUUUUUUUUUCUCUCUCUCUCUCUCUGUCAAAGUAUUGAUUACAAUCAAAUGGCAUGCAAAUGCAGGCUCUUUUAAUGUGGAGCCAAAAUCAUAUGAUGCCACCAAAUCAUACCAUAGAUCUUCACACCACAUGGCUGUUCCUACAGUAUAUGCAAAUAUUUUACCAGAAGUAGAUUUUGCAGUGUGGCUGAAAAUGAGAAAAGACGAGGUAAAACCUGUUGCUCUGGCAGACAAACUCCUCUGCAGCCUGGAGCUUGUUUGCUCCUGACCAGCUGCCUCUAUGCCAUGGUACACUCUUUUGAGUUCUGAGGAUCUAACUUGGCUAAUCGCCGGCACUGCUUCUUCUCACCGUAGCUUUUUGAGUUGUUUGUUAUCAGCUGAUAGUGUGUGGCUCUGUGUAGCCUAUGGCCCUGGCCCUUGCUGUGAAAGGCCUGGUUCUGUUCAGGCAGACAUUUUAGGGUCCUCCUCUCAGAGGAGAGGUGUUAGCUGUGUGCAGUCAGUGCUGGUUGGCAGAUAGUCAUAUGACAUAAAUUAGGGUACUGCAGUCAUGAGAGAGGGAGAGAGAGAGAGUACGUCGGCCAUUUUGGAGUACUGUAUGCCUAUGCACCUAGCUACCACCUCCAUGCCCUCCAUACUUGUGCGAUAACAUUCCUGUCAGACAUGUCAGGCCCAUAUUUCAGCUGGAAACACUGACGCACUUUUAACCGAGCUAAUGAGGUGUGACAGCCAUGUUUUAGCCGGGCGGCGGAUUGGCAAGAGCCUGGUGCACGGCUCGUCUCCGCACCGUUCUGCGGGGCGAGUAAACCAGCUGCUCCAGGUGGUCGCGUGUGAGGUCACUGGCGAGGGAUGAGGCACUUUUGAAAUCCUCCGCCAUGGCCCUAAGCGGUGAUGUCAUCUGCAGGAGAUUCUCCCUCAUGUGUCCCGCUGCCAGGGAAUUCACAGCCCUGUAGCUCCCAACUAAAAGCAUUAUGUAUUGUUGUGCUGUAUUAUAUAAUAUUAUGUAAUUGAAUCGUAAUACCCUCCAUCAGUCAGGGGGCCUUUUUGAAACUCCUCUGCCAUUUUAAGAGCUGGAUAUUAUUCACAUAGCUCAGCAAGCCUCUUAAAAUUAGGCUAUCCUAAGCAAAUCCUUUGUCGGAAUGCAUGUCCUGUUGUAAAUUUUCAAUGGACAGAGAUUUGCAGAGUAUCAUUACUGGAAGAGAUUUUAUUGACCUAUCAUCAUGGAAAUGGUACCCAAACUAAAGUGGGUUAAAUCUAGAAUGGCCCAAAUUGUUACCCCAUAUAGUAGUUUAAUGAGCUGAUGUCCGACUCGGGGACCAGUGAGACAUUUCAUGUAAAAGUUUCUUGCAUGGCAGUAGUUCAUGUAUGUGCCUAUAGAAAAAAAAAGUGCUGUGCAAAAGAAGUGUUGGCACAGGGAACAGCUAUGAUGGUGCAUUCAGAGAAAUAAGACACAACCAAACACUGGCCUCCAUCACAGGUGGUGGUUGUCAUUCAAGUAACCUUCCCAAUUUGUACAGCCCCUUUCUCUUCCACCACAGGUUUCCAAGAUUCCAGAGGAGGCUACCCAGAGUGCUGCUGGAGCAGACAGUUGAGGGAGGGCGCGGGCCGAGCGGGAGAGUGGAGCCGGAACCGCAGCGAGACAGGAGGCCUUCCCCCAGGGAAGCCCCUCCCCUCCGCGGAAGUGCAGUCAUCGCUGUCUGUAAUGAAGUCUCAUGAAGUCCCCUGUUGCAGCUGACGUUCCCUGUCAGCAGGAGAUUCCAGUGCCGACUGAGGACAACAGAGGAGUGCGAGUCCUGCUCACAAACAGGACUUCACUUCCAAGAUCCCACCUGGAUACACUCCACGCCCCUCCCUCCUGUCAGGCUGUGUCCUGAUCAGCCCCAGCCAAACUCCAGCAGCGAUGUCCAGCCGAAGGAAGUCUUCCACACCCUGCAUGAUCCGUGUGAGCGACACCAUCGAAGAGGCCGGUGCGACGGAAAUCGAGGAGGCCCCAACGGAUGACUUGGUGGAGUGCACGUCUUCCCAACGGGAGGACUGGAGGCGGCCACCAAGCACCCCUUUGGAGGAACAGAGCAUCCAGCCCCAGGAGAAGGAGACCGUGGAGGAGGAGGAGGAGGUGGAGGAGGAAGAAGAGCUGCUGAGGGAACCAGCACAGAAGCCCCAGCAGAAGCAGCACGGAGGCUACGAGUGCAAGUAUUGUCCUUUCUCGACCCAGAACCUGAGUGACUUCAAAGAGCAUGUGGACACGACCCACCCCAAUGUGAUUCUCAACCCACUGUACUUAUGCGCUGUAUGCAACUUCAGCACGAAGAAAUUCGACUCCCUCACGGAGCACAACGAGACGUACCACCCUGGCCAGAGCAACUUUAAGUUUAAGAGAAUCAAACUCAACAACCAGACUGUUCUUGAACAGACAAUCGAAGGUGUACACAAUUCAGUUGACCUUGACAAUGAGGACACAGAAACUGCGAGUGGUGUUCCAGAUUUCACUCUAAGCAAAUCAACCACAGUGAAAGCUGCUAAGCCAAAAGCAGAGGAGAAGCACAUUUUUGGCCAAGGCAACGAAUUGCAGAAGCAUUUAGAAAACCUAAUGUCAAAGGAUCAGAUCACUGCUGUAAACGUGAACGGCACUGUAUUAAUUCCUGACCCGACAAUACUGCAAGGACUCUCACAUGUUAUGCCUUUACUUCAGAGGCCCCCCAACUUAAACUCUGUACCAAAAAUCGCUGUUCCGCUGAACACCACCAAAUACAAUCCCUUGCUGGACAAUAAUGCCAUCCUAAUCACAUCCUUCAACAAGUUUCCCUAUCCUACUCAUGCUGAGCUCUCCUGGUUAACUGCUGCCUCCAAGCACCCAGAGGAGCAAAUCAAAGUGUGGUUCACCACCCAGAGAUUAAAACAAGGAAUCACCUGGUCACCAGAAGAAGUGGAGGAGGCCCGUAAGAAGAUGUUCAACGGCUCCAUGCCACCUGUUCACCACACCUUCACAGUUUUACCUGACUCUUUCAGAGAGCAGGCGAGAAGCAUCCAGUCCCUUGCACAGACGGCCUCUGGCAGUGCCCUCAGACAUUCAGGCCAGAUGCUGACUACCACUGCAAAUCGAACGUCCCUCACAUCAGCUUCUGUUACUGUGACAACGGUGAGUCAUGUGCAGUCUCUCAAAAGGCCUUUGGCUGCUCCUUCCUUGCCCGCAGAAGUAAAGCGGGCUAUGUUGCCCCCUGCGGAUGACCCCAAAGAGAAAUUACCCAUGGCACCCCCACCCCCUCCCCCGAAAGAAAGGCUGCCUAUGGCACCACCCCCAGUGCCUCCAGAGAUCAAGAGACCUCUGUCUUCUCUGUUUUUUGUUCCUGAAAUUAAGAGGUCCAUGGUUGCCCCCAUCGUGUCCCUGAAAGGAAAACCACCCGUGGCUCUUCCUCUUGUGGCUUCUAAAGAGAGGCUGCCCAUGCCCCCUCCUCUAAUGCUGCCCAAAGAAAGACUCACCAUGUCACCUGCAUUCUCCAUGGAAAUAAAACGAUCUGUAGUCGCACCCCAGAUUAAAAAUCACACACCUUCCCUUCCAGUCAUCCCCAAAGAUAAAUUCUUACCUUCUACUUUUUUGCCUUCUGAUGUGAAGUUACCUAUGGCACCUCCGCUGGCAGUGCCUCAAAUGAAAAGACCAACAAUCAUUCAGACUGCACGAGGUCCUAGUAAGACACUACCACUGGCCCCUACAUUUUCACUGGAGAGCAGGCUGCCAAAAGAACAGCCUGCAGAGCCGAAAGGGGAAAGCAGACAUUCAGACGUUAAGGAAGCUAACGGCGUCUCUCGGGGUGAGGUGAAGAGUUGGCUCCGUGACCAGGGCUGUCUCAAUGGCUCUCUGCACAUGAAGAACGACUUGGUGCCGAAGGAGAGGCCAAAGCCCGUCCCUACUCAGUUUCCACUUCUGGAGAGGGUGAAGGGGAAGACCACUGAGCAGCUGAAGAUCAUGGAGGAGAGCUUUCAAAGAAACAGCUUCCCCUCUCAUGGUGAAGUGGAAAGCCUGGCCACUGUCACCAGGCUCUCCAGGGAGGAGAUUGACAGCUGGUUUCUUGAACGCAGAGCCUUGCGAGACAACCUUGAACAGGCCCUGCUCAACUCCAUGGGAGCAAAGAGGCUGGAUGCUUUGGAGAAGAGGCAGCAGCAGCAACAGCAACAACAACAACAGAAUGCGGCCCUUAAUGGAGCACACAAGCCAGGAGGGCCACCCAUGAGCCCACUCCGUCCAAUCAUUGCGCCCCUCAGCUCCCCCCUGCACCUGGAUGGCAAAUCUCUUGGACUUCUAAAAGAUGUGUUUGUCCAAACCCAGUGGCCAUCACCUGAGGAGUACAACAUGCUGGAAAGCCAGAUUGGCUUGGCUCGUACAGAUAUCGUCCGCUGGUUCAAAGACAGUCGGUCUGAGCUCCGCAACGGAACUCUGGACUGGCCGGAGUUGAGCCAUAAGUCGCACAGCAGCGGACCGAAUGGCCAGGGGUUGCCUUUGACUGCAGAUCGCAGUGGGAACAAGGUCAUUCAGCGUUGUCAAGAAGCAAAGAUAACUGUGCUGGAUGACACUCCAGGGCUGAGGGAUUGUGCCAAAUUCAACAGCCAAGAGAUCAAGGAAUGGUUUGCCAACACACUGGGCCACAGCAUGCCAGACCUAGGUAGAAACGGCGGUCAAAAUGGCGGUGGGAGAGGGGAUUGUGGAAGCUGGGUGCAGGAUCCCAUGAGAAGAAAUGCUGGAGGAGUGACUCAAGAGCUGGUCUCAGACACUGAUUAGGUGGCGAAGGAAUCCCCAGAAGAGAAGAGACUUUAAAGAGGUGACGAUUGUUGCCGCUGUCAUUUGCACAGAAGAGGGAGAAAGGAGAAAGGAAGGAGAGAGAAAGAGGUUGAAUAUUAAAUAUUGUAUUUUUGGAACCAAUGAUUUCACUCUUGCACUCUCACCAUCUUAGCCUGCGCGUAAUGUUUCCAGGAUGCUGUAGGAACGUUGCAAGUAUUGUUGGGCGUUGUUUUUUUUUUUUUUUUUUUU
Messenger RNA from Alosa alosa (allis shad), 6417 nucleotides. RefSeq names its product zinc fingers and homeoboxes protein 2-like. The record is from RefSeq and is a predicted model, not a curated record. NCBI's taxonomy places the organism in Eukaryota, Metazoa, Chordata, Actinopteri, Clupeiformes, Clupeidae. Gene Ontology annotation, cellular component: nucleus. Gene Ontology annotation, biological process: regulation of transcription by RNA polymerase II. Gene Ontology annotation, molecular function: DNA binding; DNA-binding transcription factor activity, RNA polymerase II-specific.